Salvia hispanica is the source of this 843-nucleotide messenger RNA. The record is from RefSeq and is a predicted model, not a curated record. Lineage: Eukaryota; Viridiplantae; Streptophyta; Magnoliopsida; Lamiales; Lamiaceae.
AUGUCAAACUUGACUUACAAGUGUUUGAUGGAAACACACAAGUUGACUGUGUCAAAUUUCACGGAUUGGCUCCGUUGUUUGCGCUUGGUGCUAAGGCAUGACAAAAUUGAUUAUGUCUUGGACAAACCAAUUGGUGUCGUUCCCAGUAAGGAAUCCUCUGAGUUUGCUACGUUUGACGCUGCUGCUUAUGAGAAACAUGUUGAAAAUGCAAAUGAUGCUCAGUGCAUCAUGCUGUCAUCCAUGAGUUUGGAACUUCAAAGACAACAUGAGCACAUGCUUCCAUAUGAGAUGCUUAAACACUUGGAGAGUUUGUAUGCUUCACAAGCUCAAACUAUGGAGUAUGAGAUACUUCGCGAUCUCUUCAAGUGCAAGCUUCAUGAUGGGGGCAAGGUUUCUGAGCAUGUGCUGAAAAUGAUUGGUUUGAUUGAGAGGUUAGCAUCGAUUGGAACGGUGCUUCCCGCAAAUGUCUCAACAAAUCUAAUUUUUCAGUCUCGUCCUAAUAGUUUUGAGAAUUUCAUUGUGAAUUUCAACAUGAACAACACGAAGGUUGGGCUGCCAGAGUUGCACAACAUGCUUAAGACUUAUGAGUCUUCCACUACUAAGGUCAAAUAUGUGCUCAUGGUGAGCUCUUCUGUGAAGUCUUCCAAAUGGAAGAAUAAGCAACAACAGAAGAAGAAAGCAUCUAAGGAUGUUGUUCUAAAGCCUAAGAGUGGAGGGGCUAAGAAGAAGUCGAAAUCAUCAAAGGAUGAGUGUCUUUUCCGUCAUGAGAAGGGAUAUUGGAAGAGAGACUGCCCAAAAUUCAAGGCACUUGGUGCAGAAAGUGAGAGCUCAGGGUCUAAGUGA